AUGACCCAGGGAAAGCUCUCCGUGGCUAACAAGGCCCCCGGGACCGCAACCGCGGGGCAGCAGCAGGCAAAUGGAGAGAAGAAGGAGGCUCCAGCAGUGCCCUCGGCCCCACCUUCCUAUGAGGAGGCCACCUCUGGGGAGGGGCUGAAGGCAGGGGCCUUCCCCCCAGCCCCCACGGCUGUGCCUCUCCACCCUAGCUGGGCCUAUGUGGACCCCAGCAGCAGCUCCAGAUAUGAUCACGGUUUCCCCAACGGAGACCAGGAACUCUUCACCACCUUCAGUUGGGAUGAUCAGAAGGUUCGCCGAGUCUUUGUCAGAAAGGUCUAUACCAUCCUGCUGAUCCAGCUGCUGGUGACCUUGAGUGUCGUGGCUCUCUUUACCUUCUGUGACCCUGUUAAGGACUAUGUCCAGGCCAACCCAGGCUGGUACUGGGCAUCCUAUGCUGUAUUCUUUGCGACCUACCUGACCCUGGCUUGCUGUUCUGGACCCAGGAGGCACUUCCCCUGGAACCUGAUUCUCCUGACCAUCUUUACACUGUCCAUGGCCUACCUCACUGGGAUGUUGUCCAGUUACUACAACACCACAUCUGUGUUGCUGUGCCUGGGGAUCACGGCCCUUGUCUGCCUCUCGGUCACCCUCUUCAGCUUCCAGACCAAGUUUGACUUCACCUCCUGCCAGGGCGUGCUCUUCGUGCUGCUCAUGACUCUUUUCUUCAGCGGACUCAUCCUAGCUAUCCUCCUGCCCUUCCAAUACGUGCCCUGGCUCCACGCCGUCUAUGCUGCGCUGGGAGCAUGUGUGUUUACAUUGUUCCUGGCAUUUGACACCCAGUUGCUGAUGGGUAACCGACGCCACUCGCUGAGCCCCGAGGAGUAUAUUUUUGGAGCCCUCAACAUUUACCUGGAUAUCAUCUAUAUCUUCACCUUCUUCCUUCAGCUUUUUGGCUCCAACCGGGAAUGA
Messenger RNA from Cynocephalus volans (Philippine flying lemur), 957 nucleotides. It is a transcript of the gene FAIM2, whose product is annotated as Fas apoptotic inhibitory molecule 2. Bases 1 to 957 code for a protein of 318 amino acids. The transcript is spliced from 12 exons. Gene Ontology annotation, cellular component: Golgi apparatus; endoplasmic reticulum. Gene Ontology annotation, biological process: negative regulation of apoptotic signaling pathway. The record is from RefSeq and is a predicted model, not a curated record. NCBI's taxonomy places the organism in Eukaryota, Metazoa, Chordata, Mammalia, Dermoptera, Cynocephalidae.